CUGAUCGCCUCGUGCUGUGAAAAUUGAUCGUGCUUUCUGAAAAUUCUUGUAACUGUUUUGAAUUUAUUGUGCUGUGAAUUAUAAAAGAACAUUAAUAUGUCUUAUUGUUGUGUUAAAUCUUGUGGUCACAAUAAAAAUAAAUAUUCGUGCCGCUAUCAUCGAUUCCCAAGUGAUCCAAAAACUUGCACCGCGUGGGUUCAAGUAGUAGGAGAAGAAGAUUUCCUAUAUCUCAAUAAUGAAAUAUUGCACCAGAAAAAGUAUGUAUGCAGUUGCCAUUUCGUUGAUGAAAAUUAUAGUUCAUCAUUAAAAAUGCAUUUGAAGUCUGCAGCUGUUCCAUCUAUUUUCAAUGAAAAGACGGUCUCUAUUAGUGACGAGAGUAUGAAGACAUUCUUAUCUCCGCAAAUGAUUGUUCCAACGAUUUCUGUUGUUACGCCAUUAAGUAAUAUCGAAAAUUUACACAUCGUGGAAUAUCAACCUGAAACUAGGAAAAGAAAAUCGACAGAUUUAAAUACGACUGAGGAAACUCCAAUAAAAAGAACACGUCCAUCAGCAGAAAUUGCUGAAGAAUCAAAAAAAAGGGUCAUGAGGUGUACAGCAAUAAAUAGUAUGACAGAAUAUAAAUCCGUUAAUACAGUACAGAUCCUAAAAAGUAAGCAGCCACUGAUUUUGAAGCCAUGUUCACUAAUUAAAAUAUUGGACGAAAAUUUGAAAGCCAUGAAUUUCUCAUCCGCACAAGAAUUAAUUUUAAACAUAGAAUUGUUAUUAAAUAAUUAUAAGAAUCAAAUUAAGUCGCUGUUAAGUAUACAACCAAGAAAAAACUUAUCGAAGAUGCUGGAAUACUUGGCGCAGAAGUUACACAUGAAGUAUCCGCUGUACUAAAUCUUCUGAGUCAAGAACGUGCAAAGACGAAAAACUUAGAG
Microplitis mediator is the source of this 920-nucleotide messenger RNA. RefSeq lists its product as uncharacterized. The record is from RefSeq and is a predicted model, not a curated record. The transcript is spliced from 5 exons. Gene Ontology annotation, molecular function: sequence-specific DNA binding. NCBI's taxonomy places the organism in Eukaryota, Metazoa, Arthropoda, Insecta, Hymenoptera, Braconidae. Bases 97 to 879 code for a protein of 260 amino acids.